This is a messenger RNA of Opisthorchis viverrini, 1095 nucleotides long. RefSeq lists its product as hypothetical. The annotation marks the transcript as partial. The record is from RefSeq and is a predicted model, not a curated record. The transcript is spliced from 5 exons. Gene Ontology annotation, molecular function: protein binding. Lineage: Eukaryota; Metazoa; Platyhelminthes; Trematoda; Opisthorchiida; Opisthorchiidae.
AGUGCUGUUGCAGCCUGUAACGUUUUCUUCCCACUAGUUUGCAAACGGCUGCCUCGGUCUGCCUACCACACUCCAAAUUCGCAUGGACCACUUGUUUUCUGGGCAUUUAACGACUUUAUCAACUUGGAAACCACCAUGGAAGUGGCAAAGCAUGGUCCUAUCGAUCUUCGAGAUAUUAAUGGAUCCACUAUGCUGCAUCAUGCGGUGAAUAUAUUCCACCAGUUACACAAAGGGGACAGAAACGGGCGUCUGUGGGUCAGUUUGAUUGUCCUCACCUUACUGAAUCGUGGCAUCAAGCUGGGGCUCCGUGAUUCUUGGGGUCGGACUGCUCGCGAUCUGGCUAAUGGCGCGUCUGAUCAGAUCGGAGACGAGUCGGGAGGCUGCCAGGUCAAGGUCACAUACAGAGAACCAGCUGAAGAGCCUCCAAAUAUGAAUGCACUGCAUGAAAUCAUUGACCGUGACACGCAGGAACCUCUAUCUCUUGUGGAAAUCAUCGAUCGACACGUUGUUCGGCUAUGCCGCUUCAACCAACUGCACCUGAUUGAAGAGCUCAUCAUUCAAGGUUAUGAACCUAUUCAAAACGCCCUUUUGAGAUUUCCGCAUCCACGCACCUCUCUGCAACUGGCUAAACUGCAUCAACACGUCGAGCUGGCGAAACUGUUGAGUAGAGCACCAAAGUACCAAGAAGCCAUGAACGCUCUGCAGGAAGCCGUUGUAGCUGGAGACGAAUUACAGUUUGCCAGUUUAGUGAAUGAGUGGUGUCUACUGUGGUGUAGCUCGGGUGCGCUGUUUGGUUGUUGGUCUGUUCGCCGAGCUUGGCAGUUGGACUGCAAAUGUUUCAUCACCAAUCGAGGUGACAUCGUCAGUGCAGGGUUGAGCGUGGAUUGGCGUGGACGGUCUCUUUUGCACCUUGCUGUGAUUCACCGUCAAAACAAGCUAGCGCUGCAGUUGAUAGACAUGUGCCCCUCACUGGCAAACAACCAAGACUGUUUGGGUCGUACUCCAAUGCAUUAUGCCAUCUGCCUCGGUGACGGUCGUGAACUGUUCCUCAAGCUCGUUGCGCGAAUGGGUGGUGUGGACAAAACGAUUAAGGAC